UUUUGUCUUUUUUGUUUUGGUUUGCCGCGAAUCGAAUUUUAAUUGAGUGACAGAGGGAAACCAAAUUAAAACGAACAAAAUAAGUGAACACAAAAUAAAUUAUAUAAAUCGUAUACGCGUAUGUGUAUUGUAAAUGUUGGUUUGAAUAAAUAAAGCAGCAGCCAUGGGAAUAAUUCCUCUCAUACGGGUACUGGCCGCCAUCGCCAUCGCCAUCUGUUGCCUCCUGACCACUUCCUGCCGCGCCGCGGACAUCGAGGCCGUUUCCAGCAAGGCCGCGGACAAGGUCGAGGCCGCCACCACCACCAAGCUGACCCCCACCAUCGCGGAGGACUCCGACUCCAAGAGCAAGACGGGGAAGCGCGACUCAUCGGAUCAGACAGGUGGUCCGUACUUGAGCCUAUCGAGCAGGAACCCACCGUUCCGCCCGUUUUACCCACCCGGCAGCCACUUUGAGGCGGAGACGCCCACGCCCAUCUUCGGACCCACCACGCUGCGCUACACGGCGGCGGAGGCGGCACCACAGACACAGGCAUUCUACGGGCAGAAGGCGCCACCGCAGCAGCACCGCUUCAGCUUUGCAGCGCCGCCGCAAGUGGAAUCCUAUCAGCGACAUGUCGCGUUCAAGCCCGCUGCCCCCUCGCCGCAGCCGCAUCAGCAGCCGCAUCAGCAGCCGAUUUUCAAUUACAGCGAACUGGAGCCGGAGGCGGGAGCCACCGCUCCACUGACCACCCAGAAGUACCUGCUGCAGCCGCAGCAAAAGCUGCAGCAACGCAUCCAGUACAUAAUCGCCAUACCCCUAUCGUACAUGCGACAGCUGCAGCAGCAGCAGCAGCUGCAGCAGCAACAGCAGCAGCAUCAGCUGGUCUUGGGUCCACCGCCCACCACCAGCACCAGCACCACCAGCACGGCACCACCCUCAGCACCACCGGCCAACGGCAGGCAUCCGGUGGUGCAGCUGCUCGGUCCGCUGGCCCGCGACCAUCAGGGCCAGUACAAGCCCUACUACCAGUCGGAUGCCGCCAGUGCAAGGCUCGCGGGACCCGGCGCACCACUGAUCCACCAGCCGUACCUGCAAGUCCCCACCAGCCUGCUGAUGGCCGCCGCCCAGCAGCUGCAGCAGCAGCACCACCAGCAGCAGCAGCAGCAGCAGGCUGUUUACGCCAAGGUGGCUGCCCCACCUGCACCACCCACCUACCAGCCCGCCCUGAUCUACCAGCCGCAGGCCCAGGCACACCACCACCAGCCGCAGAUCCAACUGCAACUGCAACGGAUCUUCCUGCAACCGCCGCAGCCGCAGCAAUCGACCAUCUACGCCGAGCAGCCAGCUCCACUUUAUGCAUAUCCGCUGCAGCAGCACCACCACCAGCAGCAGCAGAAGCCGCACCAGCAACAGCACCUAAAACAGGAGCAUCACUCGCAGCAGGCACAUAAAUACACGCCUGCGGCGCCGACAUCUCCGACAGCAUUGACAACAUCAACAACGAGCACCGCAGCAACGGCAGCAGCAGCAGCAGCUCCACAGACUGCAGCAGCAGCAGCAACACGACAGCAACACUUGCCCCUGGUGCACUACAAUCCCAUUUACGUGCAGGCACCCGCCGAGCAGCAGCAGCAGCAGCAGCAACAUCAAUUUGCCAUAUUGCCACGUUUUAGCAAUAAUAACCCCAAGGCCGUUUACAGCCUGGCCCACGAAUCAGCGGGACCGGGAGCGGGCGCGGGUCCCAUUCACUUGGUCAGAUUGUCGGCGGCCAAUGGACCGCCGAUCCAUCACUACCACCACUACCAGCCGGCGCCUCUGCUGCAGCCGCUCUAUGGCCAUGCGCCGCAGCAGUAUGUGUCACCCUACGCGGCCGGCGACGAGGUGCAAGGUUCCAAGUCCGCCUCCGGCUCCAGCUCCCUUUUGGCCGGACCCACGCCAUCGCCACUCAUGACUGCGGCCUCGCCGGCCAUUAUACCGUACUUCAGCCAUCCGGGCGCCGUGCAUUAUGGCACGCAUUUGUACCAGCCAGGUGCAGCAACAGCGCUGGGCGCAACAGCAGCAGCAGCAGCACCCUCCGCAGCAGGAACAAAGCAGCAGCAACAGUCGACCGCAACAAGUGGGGGACAGCUGCCAGGUGACAGCAACAAUAUUGUGAAAUAUCCCUAAGGCGAUCAAAGCAACAAUGACCAGGAGCACCAGGAGCAACAUCACCACCCAGCAACUAUCGCCCAUCGUCCAGGGAUGCAGCUUAGCUUUAAGCUCGAUUUCAGGACCUCCAACGGAUUUCCCACUUGUUAUACGCUGUUGCUUUUGCUCCUGUUUGCGGCACGCUAAUUACGUAUUUUACUCGAUUUCGAACCCCCCAUUUGGAGCCCCAGCUCCCUGUUGUUAUGCAAAUGCGGUGCCGUCGCUUUUGCUUUUACAACUUUUAAUUAGUUCGCCAGUACUCGACGGCGCCCGUUCGGUUUUGUGUAAAUAUUUGAGAAAUUUUCCAAUAGACUCGCCAAAUAAAUAUUUGCCUAAGCCUACAUAUACGUACGUCUCCGCUGUUUUAGCCUAAGAACUCGCUAUGUUUAUUGUAACAUUAACAAUUAUGCUCACAAAUAUACUCGUUUAUUAACUGGA
Drosophila erecta is the source of this 2605-nucleotide messenger RNA. RefSeq names its product mediator of RNA polymerase II transcription subunit 15. The coding region runs from base 164 to 2146 and encodes 660 amino acids. The record is from RefSeq and is a predicted model, not a curated record. The transcript is spliced from 5 exons. NCBI's taxonomy places the organism in Eukaryota, Metazoa, Arthropoda, Insecta, Diptera, Drosophilidae.